CCCUCCUCAUCAUCAUCAUCCGGCUCUUGUUUUGCUCCUUCCUCCCCGGUGGCUCGCAGUGUGUUUCACUCAGGAACUGCGUGUAGGUCGGGUCUUCCUCGGACACCAUGCCCCACCUGCUCCUCCCAACUCCGGCUUCCUAACGCCGCGCCACCGGCUCCGCCUCACCGACUCCUCCCGCCGGGAAACCUCCAGCACCUGCCGCCGCAUCUCUCGCCACAUGACCGUCACAAAGAUGACAUGGCGUCCUCAAUACCGCAGCUCCAAGUUCCGACACGUGUUUGGGAAAGCGGCCACCAAGGAGAGCUGCUAUGACGGCGUGCCAAUCACACGCAGCGUCCAGGACAACAACUUCUGCACCGUCAACCCCCGUUUCCUGGCAGUCAUCACCGAGUGUGCGGGCGGGGGGGCCUUCCUGGUGCUGUCCAUCCAUCAUACGGGUAAAGUGGAUCCGCUCCACCCUCGGGUUUCGGGCCACAAGGGCAACGUGCUGGACAUCAAGUGGAAUCCCUUCAACGACUGCUGCAUCGCCUCCUGCUCCGAGGACACGACGGUGAAAGUGUGGGAAAUCCCGCCUCAUGGUGUGUUCAAGACCAUUACGGUUCCGUGGAAGGAGCUGCAGGGUCACAGCCGCCGGGUGGGCCUCAUCGAGUGGCACCCCACCGCCAAUAACAUCCUCUUCAGCACAGCCUACGACUACAAGGUCAUGAUCUGGAACCUGGACUGUCCGGAGCAGGUGAUCAAGAACCCGGUGCGGACCAUCAGCCACCACACGGACGUGGUCCUCUCCAUGUCUUUCAACACAGACGGCAGCCGGCUGGCCACCACCUGCAAGGACCGGAAGAUCCGGCUGAUGGAGCCACGCUCAGGGAGCCUUCUGCAGGAGGCGAACUGCAAGACCCACCGGGCCAGCAAGGUGAUAAUUCUGGGGAACCUAAAGUUGAUGCUCACCACAGGAACGUCCCGGUGGAACGACCGGCAGAUAGCCCUGUGGGAUAUGGAUGAUAUGUCUGUGCCUUUGUUAGAAGAGAAUCUGGACGGCUCCUCUGGGGCGCUUUUCCCUUUCUACGACCCCGACACCCACAUGCUGUAUCUCGCUGGCAAGGGUGACGGGAACAUCAGGUACUAUGAGAUCAGCUCAGAGAAGCCCUAUGUCCACUACCUGACGGAGUACCGCACCAUCUCGCCGCAGAAAGGAAUGGGCGUGAUGCCGAAGAGAGGGCUGGACGUCAGCUCCUGUGAGGUCUUCAGGUUCUACAGGCUGGUGACAAUCAAAAGUCUCAUCGAACCCCUGUCCAUGAUCGUACCCCGCAGGUCGGAGUCGUACCAAGAGGACAUUUAUCCCAUGACGGCCGGCAACAAGCCUGCGCUGACUGCUGGGGAGUGGAUGAGCGGCAUUGACAAAGGUCCAGCGCUGAUGUCGCUGAAGCCCGGAAACCAAGAGGCAGAGUCGUAUUCAGAGCUCAGCAAAGGCAACGGAAACUCGCUGGACAGCCGGCGGCCUCCGAGUCGACCCGGGAUGCUGCAGCUUUCCUACAUUCAGGACCAGCUGGGAGCCGGAGACGCCGUGUCCGGGGGCGACAGGUCACCGGUCAGCAACGGAGACGACCCGAGCCUGUGUUCGCCGCCGAAGACUGAGAGCGAGCUGCGUCUGAAGUUCCUCAAGCAGCAGGAGGAGAUCCGGCGGCUGAGGGAGCUGCUCAACCAGAGGGACGUCCGCAUCAAGCAACUGGAGCUGGAGAUGAAAAACAUCAGAAACUCUCAGACCUCACUUUAGGACCGUUUUUUUCCCACUCACUCACAUGCUGCACCUGAACUACCAAACUGUUUACUGCCUCCUCACGCUGUCCUCACCGCCGCGCUCCACCACACCCCCACCCCUACCUCACCCCCCCACACCACCGUUACACUUGUGCUUCCAACUGUUUCACACACUUUGUUGUAAAUACACACCUUGUACGCUGUUGUAAUCAUCAGAGCUAUGCAACGUUCUCCUGGUCUUCCGUGCUGCAGAGACUACAGGACCUGUGACUGAAUGUUUGCAGCGUGAGCUUCGUGGUUUUUUUUUUGUUUUGUUUUUU
Synchiropus splendidus (mandarinfish) is the source of this 2081-nucleotide messenger RNA. It is a transcript of the gene coro2aa, whose product is annotated as coronin 2Aa. NCBI's taxonomy places the organism in Eukaryota, Metazoa, Chordata, Actinopteri, Syngnathiformes, Callionymidae. Gene Ontology annotation, molecular function: actin filament binding. The transcript is spliced from 12 exons. The record is from RefSeq and is a predicted model, not a curated record. Bases 221 to 1777 code for a protein of 518 amino acids. Gene Ontology annotation, biological process: actin filament organization.